AUGUCAACAACUGCUUUUAUCAUAAGUGGAAUUUGCCUAACAAUCGCCAUACCUGCUGCAGGAACAGCAAUAGCAGGAACAGUACUAGUAAUAGGAGCAGGAGGGGCAGGAUUAAUGAAAACUGCUGCUGAAAAAAUAAAGCUUCCGAAUUACGGGAAACUUUAA
Entrophospora sp. SA101 is the source of this 165-nucleotide messenger RNA. Lineage: Eukaryota; Fungi; Glomeromycota; Glomeromycetes; Entrophosporales; Entrophosporaceae. The record is from the annotation of a GenBank genome assembly.